Messenger RNA from Lactuca virosa, 591 nucleotides. The record is from the annotation of a GenBank genome assembly. NCBI's taxonomy places the organism in Eukaryota, Viridiplantae, Streptophyta, Magnoliopsida, Asterales, Asteraceae.
AUGGCGAAUGAACACGAGAACAACUUAAUAGAAAUCUUGGAAGAAAACCAUCCAAUUGACAUCAACAAGUACACAAAUUACGUCCACGCCCCUCAAUGUGGGGCCAUAGCCACAUUCUACGGGAACACCCGUGACACAUUCGAGGGCAAAACGGUCAUUGAACUAAGAUACGAAGCGUAUGUCCCAAUGGCCAUCCGUUGUCUCAAUUCCAUUUGUUCAUCCGCAAGAUCCAAAUGGAAUUUAAAUUCCAUUGCUGUGGCCCACAGAUUGGGCCCCGUUUCUGUUGGGGAGACAAGUGUGUUUGUUGCCAUUUCUUCUGUUCAUCGGGUUGAUGCAUUGGAUGCUUGUAAGUUUGUGAUUGAUGAGCUUAAAGCAUCGGUUCCUAUAUGGAAGAAAGAAGUGUAUUCUAAUGGUGAAGUGUGGAAAGAAAACAUGGAGUUUCUUGAGAGAAUUGGGAAGAAUGAAGAUUUGAAAAGGGGUUGUUGUGGAUCGAAAGUGAAAGUGGAGGGUGAUGAGGUGGCAAGGGUUGUGAAAAAUGGUUGUUGUAGGCCGAAGGUGAAGGUGGAGGAUGAUGGAUGUAUGGAGUCUUAG